AUAUGCAUUUAGAAGACACGACGGCAACAAUGCCGUCAGCACGGAGUCUCACUCGUACCCCUCAACCAGGUCUUCCCCAGCCUAUCGAUGCGCCGACGCUAUCCUCCCCAGUUCCUAGGAACGUCGACGUUGGCCACACAAAGUCUACACAUCAAUGGGACAUCAACGACAGCGGUCUGCCUUCGGUAGUCAAGUUCGAUAAGUUCCAGUUAUGGCCAAACGGACAUGCGCGGUACGUGUACAGCCCGGAACAGGAAGAUGGGAGGCGUCACGUGAGCGGUUGGGCCAUGCGCAAUACAAACAAUCAUAAUUCACUUAUUCUGAAGAAAUCUUGCCUUGGCGUGCUUGUGUGUAACCUCGACUGCCUCCUGGAGAAUGGCGAGAAGGUUCAUCUCAGACCUGCUAUCUGUGACAAAGCAAGAAGAAAGCAAAUGAACAAACCCUGUCCAAAUCCAUCAUGUUCUGGACGUCUGGAGUUGAUGCCAUGUCGGGGUCACUGUGGCUACCCGGUAACCCACUUCUGGCGACAUCUCAACGGGGCCAUAUACUUCCAGGCCAAAGGUUACCACGACCAUCCCAGACCAGAAGCUAAGUCUGUUGCAGAGAGUCGCCGCCAUAUAACCGGAAGUCGUCAGUGCAAGAGCGCAGGCGUCCCGGAUAAUGUGUACACAGAGCGUAAGCGUCACGCCAGUGAACCGUCCUUGGAUAUUGCCCAGAAGAAGUUCCUCUCCUCACAAACAGAAGAUGACGUCAUGUGUUCCUGUCCGCCGUUUGAGUGCACCUGUUCCAACUCCCGAUCGUAUAAAGGUUUCCUGCCAACUUGUGAUAUUUUCAAAGAUCCAUACCAACCAAGUGCCUCCAUUACGCAGAUCAGCAUCACCAAUGCACAUGCCUCGACGCCUUCAUUUGAUCAUCGGCUUCACGCUCCCGACUACAACCGGUCACGAGCUUCUACCUUCCAUGGGUCAUCUUCCUUUUUGUACGACGAGGGAAAAUUCCCAUCAUACACCACAACUCAGCCAUCUUUGUCUGUUUCCUGUUCGACGAGCCAAGGAAUCGGUCAGAUCCCUAACUUCAGCUCUAUGUUUGAACCAAACAGUCGUCAAAGAGAUGACUCUUUAUUCUUCAGGUCCGAUCUGUUCUCAAAAUCGUUUUAUGACGCCCCAGAAAUUGACCAUAAGACGUCAGCUUUCAUCCCAACGCAUUCCGAUCCAUCAACUGGGUACACACGUUUUGAUGACGUCACUAAUAUGGACGCAGCUAAAGGUAACAGUGCAGGCGUGAAGUCAGAGCCAGAUCUAAGUGACCCGUUUAACUUCUGUCCCAAAUCCCGCAUUGGAAACAUGUGCGACGCACACAUUGACCCAUCGUUCUCAAAAUACACACAGACAAGUUUCCAGAUAUUCCAUCCAUCCAUUCUUCGGAAAGAUAUUUCUCUAUUUACGGUGCCGAACAGACUAAUCAAGAUCGUGCAAGCAGUGCUUUCUUCUCCACGUGUAAAUCAAGUGACUCUCACGAAGCAAUCGGUUCCUCGUCUCCACCAAGACGGCUUGAAGAACUGAAACCGGUUCAACAAAAGUCCCAUCCAAACGAAGCCCCUAAAACGGCUUUUGACGUACUACAGAACAGUUUUGCUCAUUCAAACAGCAAAGACACUGAUAUUCCGUGGAUCCGGUUCCGAGAACCACCCAGCUUUGCUACCUCGUCAUGCUCCACGCCAGGUUAUGGUAGCGGAAAUUACAGACAGUUACCUAAAACUGAUACGCAAAAUGCCAACAUACAUGGAAAUGACGGAAUCUCCAGACUUCCUCGUUACCAUAGCGACUAUCUUCAGCACCAGAGUAACCAAUCGUACCAGAACAUUAAGCAGCAACUUUGUAAUCACAGUAUAAACAUCACUCUAACAUAUAACUAAAGAACACUACAUCAAACAAUCAAGUUGUGAUAUUGUCAAAUGAGCAGAAACUAUAUAUUUAUGUUUAUAUUUUACAUUAUUUUCACCAUUAAAGGUCCUGUCCGCAGUCUACUAUCUUCAUCCAAUUACUGUCAGGAGUGUCAUAUUUGUCUAAUAUUUGUCAAGUAGGUUACUGAAACAAGUUCUGACAAAUCCAACUACACUGGCAAUAUUGGUAAAGUAUGAAUUGUAUUGAGUGACCUCGCGAGCGCUUUAACCACGAGGCUACCACACCGCCCUGUGAAUGAUAUAAACCAGCAGGUUAUUACCGCACUUAGUAAUCAUGGACCGAGAUUUAGGAAAGUUAAGUGG
Molecule: messenger RNA, 2266 nt
Organism: Haliotis rubra (blacklip abalone)
Lineage: Eukaryota; Metazoa; Mollusca; Gastropoda; Lepetellida; Haliotidae
Product: transcription factor glial cells missing-like
Exons: 5
Coding region: 3-1562 (519 amino acids)
Biological process (GO): regulation of transcription by RNA polymerase II; gliogenesis
Cellular component (GO): nucleus
Molecular function (GO): RNA polymerase II cis-regulatory region sequence-specific DNA binding; DNA-binding transcription activator activity, RNA polymerase II-specific
Source: RefSeq, a predicted model, not a curated record